AUGGACGGGGAUGGCGACGACGGGGAUGGCGAGUUUUUCAACGCGUCGAACACGACUACCUUGGAGGAUACGCGAGCCAAGGAUCUGUUUACAACCAUUACCACCCGUGAUGGUUUCGUUGCAGCGAGCUGGGAAGAGUCACAAACGCAUCUGCUUCUGUUUCUGGGCCUCUGGGCGGGGCUUCUCCUCGUCUCCUUGACCAUGGGAAUAUCCCGCCGAAUUUGGUCGCCCGACUCGCUGAACAAACAGCUGGGCAUGCAGAUAGCAGUGCUCAAGCACAGCGCGUACUGGAACAUCUUCAUGUUCUUGCUGCUGUCAUCCUUGGUGGUCCUCUACGUCCUUCGCGCGGAGAGGAUACGACUGGACGAGAAUUUGACGUUCCUGGAGAUCACCGCCGUCUCCUUCUAUGCAAUUGAGGCCUUCAUCAACUGGUUCUACUACUCCAGUGGAGGGAUCGAUGGCAUCAUCAGGUUUUUCUGGGGCUACAUGAUGGUGGUGUGCCUCGUGAUCCCUUCCGUCUUGUUUAGAAGUCUUUCCGGACAGCAGUCCCACUUUUCUUUCGCCUUCUGUGCGUCGAUGCGUGCUUCGCAGAUCUACAAGGAGUGGGUGACCUUCCACCGUCGUGGGCGGAUCACGUUCUCCGACCAUCUGACCAUGUACGCUGGUACCUUCUUCUCCGGCGCUUUCUCUAUAGCCAUGUUGAUUCGCGAGCUCGAGAGUUUCGAAGGGUUCGAUCCGAACUUCUUGAAUGGCAGCGAACCGCCGGAUGGCAUCAACGCCACAGCGUAUGAGCGAUGGUCGCUCUUCGCCUCCUUCUACGUCAUGGUGCUCAACACUUCCAAAGUGGGUUUCGGAGAUCUGCUACCUCGUAAUCCCGUGGCGCAGUUCUUCUCCCUUGUUGGCACAUGCUCCUGUGUGUAUCUUAUGGCAACGGUGAUGCUGAAGGUACUCAAGCUCAACGAAGCGGGCGGCCUGUCGCGUCCGAAGUACCCGAAUCGGUCGGGCUACAGGCACGUCGUCCUGACGGGCUCUGCAUCGCUGCAGGUGUACAUCGACUUCCUGCACGAGUUCUUUCAUGUCGACAAUGCCUCCGAAACCGAUGAUAUCGAUGUGGUGAUCCUGCACCUCGCAGGACAUCGGAGUGUCAUGCAGCAGCUCCAAUCUUACCUUGGAAAAGGGGGCAGCGAAGACCUCCGGCUCCUGCGAAAGGUUUGGAUGGUGGAGGGAUCGGCCUUGAAAGCCGAGGACCUCGAUCGCGUCCGCUUUUCAUCGGCCUCUGCGGCCUUCCUCCUGCCAAACAUGUAUGGGACUGACCCGGAGAAGGAGGACGUGGGCAACCUCAUGCGAGCCCUUACCAUGAAAAGGCACACCUCCUACAUCCGUGUGGUGUGCAUGAUGAUGAAGGCCCACUCCAUGGAGGGACUUCUGGCCGUCGGUGUGCCGCGACAGGACAUCAUCUGCUUCGAUUCAGUGCUCCAGGGCCUCAUCGGCAAGGCUGCUGAGGUCCAAGGCUACCUGCCCCUGCCGGCCUCGAUGCUCAAGACUUCCAAGGCCUUGUCCAAUGCAGAGAUCACCAAGAAGGGGCUCAUUUGGGCGGAGGAUUAUGCUAUGAGCUUAGGGAUGACUCUGUUUGAUAUGGAGCUGCCCUCCUCCUAUAAGACGGUGCCCUUCUGUGAGGUGGCCACAGACAUAAGUGAACGCAGCGGCUACAAGGCCUUCCUCAUCGGGCUAGCCGAGGAGGCCUUGUAUCCCACAGACUCGACCGAGUUCGUUCUCUUCCCGAACAAGUACUACCGCGUGGGCUUGCAGAAGGACAGAGACGUCAAGGGACUCAUCUUAGCCAGAGCCAAGGAGGAUGUGAAGAUGGCUCUGCCCGGACGUGCCAUCCGCUGGUCGCCGGACCAAUGGGUGAGCAACACUGCGCAGGUGCAGGUGAAUCCUCAUCUCUCCUCCCUCAAAGCAGAGAAGGACAAGGAAGGAUGGGUCCGAGAUCACUUCAUCGAGGAGCAGUCGAAGCAGGAGUACCUCACGGAGAAGUUGGUCCACACUGCGAAGCGGCGCGCGGCCAUGGGCCUCAUCCAUGGGGCGAAGAUGAGUCGGGUGCACGUGGAAGCCUAUCUCGAGGACACCGACGACGACCUCUUCGACAUGAACGAUGCCCUCGAGGAUGUCAUGGAAGAUCCCACCUCGGACGUUAUGAAGGAUCCCUUUGAGCGCGCUCUGCUAGAGCGGCGGAUGAAGUCGAAGCAGCAGAUCCUCGCAGAGAAGGAGAAGCUGGACACUGAAGCAGCCGACGACGUCCUCUACGGCGAGAACGAAAGCAUUCGGUUGGGCUUGCAGCAAAUCCACCUUGCCGAUGAGGCUGAAGUGAAGCUGCGGACUCCGGACCCCAUUGUCCUUCGCGAGGAUGAGGUCCUCUGGGGGUCGGCGGUGCAGCCGGCUGAGAAGAUCUGGGCCAAUGCAAAGGAGCCGCCAGAAGAGGUCCUGGUUCGUGGCGAGCACGUCCUUGUGUUGAGCCUCGAAAGCGACUUACCCGAGGAUGCAGCGAACGAUGAGGAGGAUGUCGUCGCAACGGGCAAACGGCGGCCGAUGAGACCUGGUCGUGCCCUCCCGCUUGAGACCUUCAUCCGCUCCUUGAGGUGCCAGCGGAAGCGACGUCCGAUCGUGGUGGUCUCCAGGCGGGUGCCAGUUGACUGGGCGAGGGUCAUGAACGAGCCCUCCGUGUUCUUGGUGCUGGGAGUGCCUUUCUCCCCGCAAGUGCUGCAGCGCGCCGGCUUCGUGCGGGCGAAGUCGGUGGUGAUUUAUCAGCGCGAUGUCACGAAGUGCACGGAUGCAGCGCUGGUGGACUCAAAGGCCAUCUUUGCACAGCGGCUGGUGGAAGCGCUGUUGCAUGAUGCAGGCAGGAAGAAUGUGCCGGUGAUCAUGCACAUUCACCUGGAGGUGAACACAGAGCUCAUGACGGAGACCUCGGAGCCCAAGAAAGCUCAAGGAUUGUUGGAGAUGCUCGAGUCCAAGAGGGGCGAAGAGGAGGAAGAGGAUACCGGUGGGCCCACGCGGAACGUCGAGGCUGAGGAGAUGCAGCAGAUCAUUCUCCAGCAUCGCUUCGCUAGCGGAAUGCUGAUGAGCUCGAAUCUUCUGACCUGCCUGAUGGCCAAUGUUAUGUUCCAGCCCUCCUUAGCCGCUGUCAUCGAUGAGAUGUCCAGGGCGGCAUUCACCGUCGUCGAGGUGCCUCCAAACUGGCGUGGGCUCACCUUCGGCCAGCUCUUCAGCUUCAUGAUGCGGAAGAGGAACAUGAUGCCGAUGGCCCUCCUCCGGAAGACGAACGCGCAGGACGCCUUGGACUUCAUCGACAGCUCCGUGGAAAGCCGUAAAGUGGAAGAUCCCGAAGAGAAGCUCGAGGUCCUCUACGGCAAGGUGUCCCAGAUGGUCGAGGAUUGGCGCAGCCUCCUGGAUGCUGCCGACCAGAAGCGUUGGCAGGCCGGUGGCCAGCCUUUUGGCCGGUACACUCUCGUAAUGCCCGCCGGUACCUCUUUCGUCGUGUACAACGAUGGCGUGCUCUGCAUGCAGCCAACUACCAGGACUACUCUGCCUCAGACGGGGGUGAAGCGAGAACGCUUCGACGCUCCACUUUCCCGGCAGCAGCUGGCGGCAAUGAGCGUCAAGUCAUAG
Messenger RNA from Symbiodinium sp. CCMP2592, 3669 nucleotides. NCBI's taxonomy places the organism in Eukaryota, Dinophyceae, Suessiales, Symbiodiniaceae. The record is from the annotation of a GenBank genome assembly.